AUGUAUAGUAACAAUGGGAGGUUGGGGUCUGCUUGUGUAGGAUUGGCGGGGGAAGCCAGGAAUUGUAUGAUAUCUGAGAAUAUCAACUCACAUUAUGUGUCCCAAUUGAACUUUUGCGACUUCUUCAUUAGUCGGAUGAUGGGCUUUGUAUUUUCUACCAACCUUGGUGAGGUGGCAUUGACCGAUUGGACUAUCUGCAAGUGUCAUUUUUUGGCUGAGGAUGGUAUUCUGCCUCCAGCGAAUUCCCCUACUAUCGUCGUUUAUGCGACUACCCUCCUGGCAGUCUUUGUUGCUCCUAUUUUCCUCGCGUUAUUGGAUAGCUUGUUUAGGGUUUCCUCUGGUACUAGAGGUGAGGUCGUUGGCCUUUGUUGUGACGAUGCUUCAUAG
This is a messenger RNA of Sphenostylis stenocarpa, 387 nucleotides long. Lineage: Eukaryota; Viridiplantae; Streptophyta; Magnoliopsida; Fabales; Fabaceae. The record is from the annotation of a GenBank genome assembly.